Drosophila persimilis is the source of this 1082-nucleotide messenger RNA. Its product is annotated as trypsin-1. The transcript has a single exon. Gene Ontology annotation, biological process: proteolysis. Lineage: Eukaryota; Metazoa; Arthropoda; Insecta; Diptera; Drosophilidae. The record is from RefSeq and is a predicted model, not a curated record. The coding region runs from base 62 to 736 and encodes 224 amino acids. Gene Ontology annotation, molecular function: serine-type endopeptidase activity.
UGCUCCUUGGCAAGCGUCGAUCGUGAUCAAAAAUUAACCCCUAUGCAGCGGAGCCAUCAUCAUGGAGAACCUCAUUCUGACCAGCGGCUGGUGUGUCCACAGGGUCCCCACCUCCCAGCUGAGAGUGCGCGUAGGCACCAGCUCCCGGAGCACUGGAGGAUCCCUGAUCGCCGUCUGUAAGGUCCACAUCCACCCGCACUACGCUUUGACCCGCUACGACAAUGACCUGGCUCUGCUGUACCUCUGUGAGAAUGUGACCCUAACCGAUAAUAGGGUUCAGGUGGUACCACUGGCCUCGGAAACUCCCAAUGACAGUGCGGAGGGCAUCGUCUCCGGCUGGGGCUACACCUCGUCGAGCAGCUUGUGCCUCUUGUGGAGCAAAAUGAUCUCGAUUCUUGGUCGGGUAAGAUUGUUCUGGAUAGAUUGCCUUACACCCAGAUCGCAGCAGCUGCAGCAGGCCAACGUGAAAAUCCUCAACUGGCAGCAGUGUGCAGCGGAUCGUUCGAUCUUUGGACAGUUCAGCCCCAUCCAAGGCCUCUCCGAGCUGACCCUCUGCACCAUUGGGGUUGCGGGCACUGGCACGGACACGGGCGCCUGCUACUUCGACGAGGGCGCUCCUCUGGUAGUAAAUGGCUUCCUGGUCGGCAUUCUGGGGACGGUAGGCUGUGCCGGGAAGCCCGAUGUCUAUGCUAAUCUGGCGCAGCACAAGAGUUGGCUAAAGGAGAACACCAAAUAGCGGGUGGAGAAGUGGCUGCCCGUGGCUGCUCUUGCCAAAUGUGUUUCCCAUGUGUUUCUUUUGGCGAGUGCAACCGCAGUCCUGGGGCGCCACUCAGCCCAGGACUACGGCCGAGUCCAUGCAAAUGUGUCUCCGCAAUGACCGCUGGACAGUUGCAUUAUUCAUUGUGGUUUCAACAAAGGGAAAAAAGUUCUAAAGGGAAUGUUAAUGGAUGCUUUCGAAGCCUAAAGUACCCCUGUUUUAGUCACUCAAACAUACCACAUUACAUAUCUGUAAAGUUUAGAAACACUAUCUAUAAAUCUUUGCAUCUAUAUCUCAUAAAUAAGCUACCCCAAAACUAAAACUU